Cervus elaphus (red deer) is the source of this 4634-nucleotide messenger RNA. RefSeq names its product activin A receptor type 1B (gene ACVR1B). The record is from RefSeq and is a predicted model, not a curated record. Gene Ontology annotation, biological process: activin receptor signaling pathway; protein phosphorylation; nervous system development. The transcript is spliced from 9 exons. Gene Ontology annotation, molecular function: ATP binding; activin receptor activity, type I; activin binding. NCBI's taxonomy places the organism in Eukaryota, Metazoa, Chordata, Mammalia, Artiodactyla, Cervidae. The coding region runs from base 119 to 1636 and encodes 505 amino acids. Gene Ontology annotation, cellular component: activin receptor complex; plasma membrane.
CGCCGGGUGGAGGAGAGGGAGGCGGGAGCCGGGCCGCGGGAGGAGGGGAGGCGCCGGGGGCGCGCGCGCGCGCGCUGGGCGCUGCUGGGCUGCGGCGGCGGCGGCGGCGGCGGUUACUAUGGCGGAGUCGGCCGGAGCCUCCUCCUUCUUCCCCCUUGUUGUCCUCCUGCUUGCCGGCAGCGGCGGGUCCGGGCCCCGGGGGAUCCAGGCUCUGCUGUGUGCAUGCACCAGCUGCCUCCAAGCCAACUACACGUGUGAGACGGAUGGGGCCUGCAUGGUCUCCAUUUUCAACCUGGACGGGAUGGAGCACCACGUGCGCACCUGCAUCCCCAAAGUGGAGCUGGUCCCCGCUGGGAAGCCCUUCUACUGCCUGAGCUCCGAGGACUUGCGCAACACACACUGCUGCUACACUGACUUCUGCAACAAGAUCGACCUGAGGGUGCCCAGCGGUCAUCUCAAGGAGCCUGAACACCCCUCCAUGUGGGGCCCCGUGGAGCUGGUGGGCAUUAUUGCCGGCCCAGUGUUCCUCCUGUUUCUCAUCAUCAUCAUUGUUUUCCUUGUCAUUAACUAUCAUCAGCGCGUCUAUCACAACCGCCAGAGGCUGGACAUGGAGGACCCCUCGUGUGAGAUGUGUCUCUCCAAGGACAAGACGCUCCAGGACCUGGUCUAUGACCUCUCCACGUCAGGGUCUGGCUCAGGGUUACCCCUUUUUGUCCAGCGCACAGUGGCCCGGACCAUCGUUUUACAGGAGAUUAUUGGCAAGGGCCGGUUUGGAGAAGUGUGGCGCGGCCGCUGGCGGGGCGGUGAUGUGGCUGUGAAAAUAUUCUCUUCUCGGGAGGAACGGUCUUGGUUCCGGGAAGCAGAGAUCUACCAGACAGUCAUGCUUCGCCAUGAGAACAUCCUUGGGUUCAUCGCCGCUGACAAUAAAGAUAACGGCACCUGGACACAGUUGUGGCUCGUGUCGGACUAUCAUGAGCACGGCUCCCUGUUUGACUAUCUGAACCGCUACACGGUGACCAUUGAGGGGAUGAUCAAGCUGGCCUUGUCUGCCGCAAGCGGGCUAGCACACCUGCACAUGGAGAUCGUGGGCACCCAAGGGAAACCUGGAAUUGCUCAUCGAGACUUAAAGUCAAAGAACAUCCUGGUGAAGAAAAAUGGCAUGUGCGCCAUCGCAGACCUGGGUCUGGCUGUCCGUCACGACGCAGUCACGGACACCAUUGACAUUGCCCCUAACCAGAGGGUGGGAACUAAACGAUACAUGGCCCCUGAAGUGCUCGAUGAAACCAUCAACAUGAAGCACUUCGACUCCUUUAAGUGUGCUGAUAUCUAUGCCCUCGGUCUUGUGUACUGGGAGAUUGCUCGAAGAUGCAACUCUGGAGGAGUCCAUGAAGAAUAUCAGCUGCCAUAUUAUGACCUAGUGCCCUCUGACCCUUCCAUUGAGGAGAUGCGGAAGGUUGUAUGUGACCAGAAACUCCGUCCGAACAUCCCCAACUGGUGGCAGAGUUAUGAGGCGCUGCGGGUGAUGGGGAAGAUGAUGCGGGAGUGCUGGUACGCCAACGGCGCAGCCCGCCUGACCGCGCUGCGCAUCAAGAAGACCCUGUCCCAGCUCAGUGUGCAGGAGGACGUGAAGAUCUAGCCGCCCCCCCCACAGCCGCCAGGCCGCGGGACCUACAGCCGAGCGGCCGCGUCGAGCAUCAGAUGGAGGCCUACCUCUCGUUUCUGCCCAGCCCUCUGUGGCCAGGAGCUUGGCCCACAGAGGGACAGAGCCCGGGAGACUCGCUCACUCCCACGAUGGGUUUGAGACACAGACACCUUUGAUAUUUACCUCCUAGUGGCAUGGAGCCUCUGAGAGCGAAUGGCAUGGAGAACUCAAUGCCGCGACCCGGACCGGCUGUCGUGGGAUGUCCCACAGAGCCCGGUGCCCCCAGCGAGGAGCCUGGUGUGGCGACACGCGGCCCGGGAGGAGCUGAGUGUGGCCCGGUGCUGAGCAGCACUGAGGGCUUUACCCCGGGACCAACCCCAGUGCAGCGAGCGGCCCCGGGAACCAGAAGGAUGGCCCCUCCUGGCAGCUCCAGGUCUCCGGCUCCUCUCCGCCCGCGAGGACCCCUGGAGGGACUGCUGGUGCCUGUCUGUCCAGCCGUGUGUGCAUGUGCCGAGGUGCGUCCCCUGUUGUGCCUGGUCUGUGCCACGCCCUUACACGUGUGUGUGUAUACGUGUGUGUCUGUAGGUGCGCACUUACCUGCUUGAGCUUUCUGUGCAUGUGCAGGUCGGGGCUGUGGUCGUCAUGCCGUCUCUGCGUGCUGGUGCCUCUGUUCAGUAGUGAGCAGCGUCUAGUUUCCCUGGUGCCCCUCCUGGUGGUCUCCCUCCCCACCCCUCCUUCCAGAACCCCCGCUCCACAGUGGUACCCCACCCCCCAGCAGGCUAUUCCGCCUGCCCCUGUGUCGCCUGGCCCUCCUUCUCCACUUCAGACUGUGGAACCAAAGCUGGCCCAGUUGUCCGCGGCAGGCGAGGCUUUUGGGUCCAAAUGUGAGGGAGGAGGGUGGGAUGGGCAGGGCAAGAAUCUCGGCGGAAACCUGGGGUGUUGUGGUCAGCGGCCACCGUGGGAAAUGAGCCAGCCUAAGGGCAUCAUCCUCGGCAGCGUCAAGGAGGGGCCGAGGAAUUUGCAGCCCAGACCUGGGGAGACUCAGACUGGAAUGUCACAUCUGUCUUUCAUAUCCCAGAUUCUGGAGACAGCAGUGUGUAUUUUCGGUGGUGGUGGGUUUAGGGCGGGGAAGGGAAGCGGGGAUGAGGACUGGGGAGGGAGGCUGGGGGGGGGGGAGGCAUCUGCAUGGGUCUUUUACUGGGUUAUCCGAUCAUGGUGGAGGGAAGAUGUGAGACUUGCAUCCACUUCAGGGGCUUUACUAAAGGGAACAGCCUGAGCUGAACCUGUUAUUUAACCUGAGUGUAGUAUUUAACGACGUCUAGAAGCACGGUUGUGGGUGGUGGUUCGGUCAGCAUAUCUUAGGUAUAUAAUAACUUUGAAGCCAUAACUUAACUGGAGUGGUUUGGUUUUCUUUUCUUUCUUUUUUUUUUUUUUUUUUUUUUAAUUUUAUUGGGAGGGUCUGGAUUUUAACUUUUUUUAAAUACUGUUAAGUUUUUAUAAAAGGAAAACCAUCUCUAUGUGAUAAUUACCUCUCAAUCCAUUUGUUUUUAAGGAAAUCCCUAUAAAAACAACCACACAAAAAAAAUGCUUCAAUCAGACGCACACAGCUCAAUCACACUGGAAAUAUCUGUCCUUGUACCUGAGCCUGCUCCCCCCCCACCUCAGCUGCAAGAGUUCCUCUGCCCUGGGGGUUGGUCUCGCUGGCGUCCUGCCUCCCUGCCCAGUCCCACCCAAAGUGGGUUUUGCACUGGGGCUUUAGCUUUUUGUGCGUCGCCCACAGGUUGCACCUUCUCCUCCAGGCACUCACUCAGCGGACACUCGCUGAGUGCCAGCUGGGUGUCAGGCACCAUGCUGGGUGCUGGGAAAUACAGCUGUGAACAAAGAUAGGCUUGGGUCCUGCUCUUGGAGCGCUGACAAUGGGACUGACUCAAGUCAGGGGGUGCCUAUCUUGAGACCAGAAGUUUUCAUAGUUGGUUCUGAGCCUUUUGAGCCUGGAGCGAUUGCUCUUAUACAAGACCACUAAGGAGGCGAGGAUGCCCCCCUGUCCCCCACCAAAGAGGCCGGUGGUGGGCAGUGAAACCCCCCAUCACUGCGUUCAUCCAGAGCCCCCUUCCUGCCCCCCAGGGGAGGCACAGUGUGUGUGCAGCCUCAGCCCAUCCCUGCCUCUAGCCCAGCGAUUCUCUGCCAAAGCUUGUGGAGGAGGGGGGAGCCCUCCCCCCACUUCCAUCCGUCUCCCCAGUGCCCUGGCCUUCCUAUUUAUUUUCCCGGUGUAGUGCUUCUUUCCUUGCGUUAAAGGAGAUCUUCCCCUCACCCUUUGGGCCAAUUUACUGGCUACUGAUUAAUUUCCCUUAAAUACCAAUUGUGUCAUUAGGGGGAUCUUCUUUCCCUACCCCUGCUGACGCGCUUCCCCCUUCUUGUCUGCCCUCCGGCAGAGCUUGGCGGGUUAUGGGAGCUGAUGGAACUCAGACUCCUCACUCCCUGCCUCAACCAGCCUCUGGGAUCUGCCGACACUCCUCGACCCAGGGACUCCUAAGCCACUAGCCCACUGCCCAGGUGGCCCAGCUGUCCUCACCACACACUCCUCCACCUCCGGGGAAGACUCAGCAGUUCUGGGGGGAAGCUCCCAGCCCCACUGCCGCCACUCUUAACCCACGAGUUAGGAGUUAGAGAGUUGGGGAGAAACUAAAGCUGUGGUUUUGGCUCCCUGAGGCUAACCCUGAUCCAUAGGGCUACCUGCACCUCUGGAUUUUGGAUUCACAGACCAAGUCCAAGCCCGUUCUUAAUGUCGCCAUCGAGGCCCCUGAACGGCAUUCUCGGUACUUCUGUUUGUUUUUGUACAUUUUAUUAGAAUGGACUGUAAAAUAGCCACUUAGACACUUUACCUCUUCAGUAUGCAAAUGUAAAUAAGUUGUAAUAUAGGAAAUCUUUUGUUUUAAUAUAAGAAUGAGCCUGUCCAAUUUCUGCUGUACAUUAUUAAAGUUUUAUUCACAGA